Messenger RNA from Tachysurus vachellii, 2496 nucleotides. RefSeq names its product SET and MYND domain containing 2a (gene smyd2a). NCBI's taxonomy places the organism in Eukaryota, Metazoa, Chordata, Actinopteri, Siluriformes, Bagridae. The transcript is spliced from 12 exons. The record is from RefSeq and is a predicted model, not a curated record. Gene Ontology annotation, molecular function: protein binding. Gene Ontology annotation, cellular component: nucleus. Bases 165 to 1472 code for a protein of 435 amino acids.
CAGCUGGCUAGCUGUUCGUCUCCUAACCACGUGCUGUGCUUGUGUUGUGCUGCUGGACUUUCUGUAGCAAUGGUCCUGAAAUCCACCGAAUAAACUGUUACUCUUGUGCUUAAAGCCACCGUUUGCUGGAGUAUAAAGCUGUGCCAGCGAGGCAGACGAACACAAUGAAAUGUGAGGGAAUUGAAGGCUGUGAGAGGUUCCUGAGCCCUGGGAAAGGCCGAGGGGUCAAAGCCACGCAGCACUUCCAGCUGGGCGAGCUGCUGUUCGCGUGUCCGGCUUAUUCCUACGUCCUGACAGUGAAUGAGCGGGGCGGAUACUGCGACUUCUGCUUCAUGAGAAGGGAAGGGCUGUCCAAGUGUGGGAAGUGCAAGCAGGCCUACUACUGCAACGUGGAGUGCCAGAAAGGCGAUUGGUCCAUGCACAAGCUGGAGUGCUCUGCCAUGUGUGCCUACGGAGAAAACUGGUGUCCCUCAGAAACGGUGCGACUGGUCGCUAGAAUCAUCAUGAAGCAGAAAUUCCAGUCAGAGUUGACGCAGUCUGAAAGAUUGUUAUCCUUCAAAGAGUUCGAAUCGCAUUUGGACAAGAUCGACAACGAGAAAAACGAGAUGAAUCAAACGGACAUUGCUGCACUCCAUCACUUUUAUUCUAAGCAUCUGGAUUUUCCUAGUAAUGCUGCUCUUGUCGAACUCUUUGCCCAGGUGAACUGUAACGGUUUCACCAUCGAAGAUGAGGAGUUGUCCCAUUUGGGCUCUGCAGUCUUUCCAGACGUGGCUUUGAUGAACCACAGCUGUAAUCCCAAUGCGAUCGUGACAUAUAAAGGUACGGUAGCAGAAGUCCGUGCUGUUCAGAAAAUCAGCCCCGGAGAUGAGAUUUUCAACAGUUACAUUGACCUCCUCUACUCCACUGAGGACAGGAAAGAGAGGCUGGAGCAGUCAUACUUCUUUACCUGUGAUUGCACAGAAUGUACCACCAAAUCAAAGGACGCGGCCAAACUGGAGAUUCAUCAGAACCUGAGUAGUGCUCCAGAGGCAGAAGAAAUUCAGGAAAUGGUGAAGUAUGCCAAGAAUAUCAUUGAGGAGUUCAGGAGAGCCAAGCACUAUAAGACUCCCAGCGAUCUGCUAGAGAUCUGUGAGUUAAGUCUGGAGAGGAUGGGAUCCAUAUUUGUUGACACUAAUGUGUACAUGCUGCACAUGAUGUACCAGGCCAUGGGGGUCUGUCUCUACAUGCAGGACUGGGACGGAGCCAUGAAAUAUGGCGAGAAAAUUGUACAACCCUACAGUGUGCAUUACCCUCAGUACUCUCUGAAUGUCUCAUCUAUGUACCUGAAGCUUGGAAGACUUUACUUGGGACUUGGGAAAAGCACAGAAGGAGCGAAAGCGUUAAAUAAGGCUAUCGACAUCAUGAAGGUCGCGUUCGGAACAGACCAUUAUUACGUCGAUGAGGUGCAAAAGGAAAUAGAAGGGCAUCAGUAAACGGGAGGACGGCCUGUAAAUUCAAGAACGGCUGAACGGCAUGCAACCUUUACCUCCGCUUACCUACAGAAAAACAUUUUUCUUUUCCAAGUCAUUUUAAGUUUUUUAUUUGUUUGUGUUUGACAGAUGAUUGCUGAUGUUGACCUUGAGGUGCUGAUCUGUUACCUGUCCAUAGUGAAAAUAAAUAUGCACUGUCUGUGAGCAAGGGCUAAUAACUAUGUAUAAAAUAUAACCGUAAGAUUGUCUUAAAGAUGCUUCUUUAACUUUUGCCAUAUCAUGUAUCAACUACGAUGUAAAUGACUGUUUGCUUGGCCGCAGAAUUUACCAAUGAUUCAAUAACACUAUGCCUGGAUGAGUAUUUAACAUAUGACCAAAGUGUAUUUCCAUGAUUCUGACUAUUAACUGUCUCAAUGUGUGGCACAAUAGAAAUUGCCUUUAUUUCAUGCCAAAGCUCUGUAGUAUCUCUGUAAAUCCUACACUAAGUAUUUUGGUUUUCUAACAUUUUCUGAGGUAAAAUUUUCUUAAAUUUGUGACUAAUAUUUUUGGCUGCCGUUCUAUAAAGUAGAUCAGUAAUAGUAUGUCAGUGUGCUAUUGGUCAGGAAAACACUGGAUAAAAAAAAUUCUAUUAAAAUAAUAGAUCAGGUUUAUAGUGUGAUACAAAAAGUGUAUGAGAUCUUUGUUUAAACAGUUGCCUCCUGAUAGAGGAUAUUGGAGUAGAACAACUUUUAAACAUGUAGCAUCAGGUUUAAAAAACGAGAUAAAGAAAAAACAUGAAACUACUCAGUAGCAAAAAAAAAAGUAGAAGCACCAAAGCAGUGAGAAUCUUUGUCAAAUCUUGCAUCAUUCGUAUCGGUAGGCAACCUGUGACACACCUUGGGGCCUUUUAAGUACAGAUGGACACCACAAAAUAACAUGUCUUCAUCAAACCCAAAAUUGCAAAUGAUUUCUGAUGACCAAGAAAAUAAAAAGCAUGUAGAUGUCAUUUCUGUCUGCAGUAAAUAAAGAGACUUGAGGAAAAAAGUUA